AUUUGACACUUACUUGACUGACUUGGUCAAUUGAACUUAACCUUAAAAUUCCCACUUAACCUCUCCCACUGAACCAAAAAAUGAGUUUCGACGGUUAUAAAACAACUAUAGAAGAAGGAGACACCGUAAUUUUGUACCUGACCAUAAACCAAGUUUACAGUGUUCGUGCCGAGGCAAAAACCACAAGCAAAAAGGGCGUAGAAGUGGACAACGUGUUUCAAACCCCCUACGGAGCCCUAAAAUGCGCGGAACUAAUAGGAAAAUCGUACGGUUCGAAAAUAUCACUUAGUAAAGGUUGGGGCUAUGUGAUGCAACCAACGCCCGAAUUAUGGACCCUCACUCUCCCCCAUCGGACCCAAAUCAUCUACACCCCAGACAUCAGCAUGAUCCUCCUCCAGCUCGAAAUAAAACCAGGAAGUAUCGUCGUAGAGAGUGGCACCGGUAGCGGCUCCCUGUCUCACGCUUUAAUCAGAUCCGUGAAACCCACCGGUCACCUUUAUACGUUUGAUUUUCACGAAAAUCGAGUGAAAUUAGCUGACAUCGAGUUCAGUCAGCACGGUUUGAGUGACUACGUUACGGUGGCACAACGCGAUGUUUGUGACUGCGGUUUCGGGGCGGAGUUGCAAAAUCGGGCAGAUUCGGUCUUUUUGGAUUUACCACACCCGUGGCAAGCGAUACCGCAUACGUUGGAUGUGAUAAAGGAAUCAGGGGGGAGAAUUUGUUCGUUUUCGCCGUGUAUCGAGCAGGUGCAGAAGAGUUGUGGGGUUUUGUCGAAAUUAGGGUUUCAGGAGAUUCAGACUAUGGAGGUUCUUCAGACUUCGUAUGCGGUGCAAACGAAAAGGCUGCCAGUGCUUGAUUUGGACUUUCUUCAGAGCGAGAAAGAUGGUAGUGAGAGUAAGGGGAAGGAAAGAGAGGUUGUUAAGUGCCUCACGGCAGUGCCUCCUGCGAAUAUGCCGGGGCAUACUGGGUAUUUGACUUUUGCGACGUUGCCCCCAGUGUGGGCUAGGAAUCUUCAGAUUAGUUUAAAUCAACAGGAAAGUAGUGGUGAAUUGCUGUGAAUAAAUAAAUUGUUGGACAAAGUUUGUUUAAUCUGAAUAAAUGUAAUUUUUAUACA
Zophobas morio is the source of this 1114-nucleotide messenger RNA. It is a transcript of the gene Trmt61, whose product is annotated as tRNA (adenine(58)-N(1))-methyltransferase catalytic subunit TRMT61A. Lineage: Eukaryota; Metazoa; Arthropoda; Insecta; Coleoptera; Tenebrionidae. The coding region runs from base 81 to 1058 and encodes 325 amino acids. The transcript has a single exon. Gene Ontology annotation, biological process: tRNA methylation. Gene Ontology annotation, cellular component: tRNA (m1A) methyltransferase complex; nucleus. Gene Ontology annotation, molecular function: tRNA (adenine(58)-N1)-methyltransferase activity. The record is from RefSeq and is a predicted model, not a curated record.